CAGGUCUGACAGGGUUUGCUCUUUAAUACCCUCCCAGCACACUGAAAGCAGAAGAGGGCGGAGGUUGCUGCUGUGAGAGAAAAAACAACUACAACAGGCGUUCUAGGAUCACAACUGCCAUCAAAGGUCGACUUGCCACUUGAAGUGGGGCAACUCGGUGAGGAACCUCAGCCACUGCCAAGGAGGUGACGAGAAAGAGGCACCAGCACCCAGCUGGGGAGUACCAGCCAGAGAGGCCAGCAGUCAACAGAGGGCAAAGAGCUCCCUGGGCAAGAGCCAUGGCCUGGCCACCUCCCUGCUGUCUGUGGGUUCUAGGGACCCUGGUGGGGCUCUUAGCUGCCCCAGGCCCCAAUGGCUGUCCAGAGAGGCACUACCAGGCUCAGGGAGACCUGUGCUGCCAGAUGUGUGAGCCAGGAACGUUCCUAGUGAAGGACUGUGACGGGCACGGAAAGGCUGCUCGGUGUAAGCCAUGUGUACCAGGGGUCUCCUUCUCGCCAGACCACCAUACCAGGCCCCACUGUGAGAGCUGUCGGCACUGUAACUUUGGUCUCCGCAUCCGCAACUGCACCAUCACCGCCAAUGCCGAGUGUGCCUGCCCCAAUGGCUGGCAGUGCCGGGACAAGGAGUGUACCGAGUGUGAUCAGCUCCCAAACCCCUUGUUGACCACUCGUCUGCCUCAAGCCCCAGGCCCACAUCCACAACCCACCAGCUUACCUUAUGCCGAAAAGAUGGCAGAGGCCAGAAGCAUCAGGCCCAUGCAGACUCUGGCUCAUUCCAGGUGGCUGCCUGCCCCUGCACGCUCUACCCAUUGGCCACCCCAAAGGUCCCUGUGUAGCUCAGACUGUAUCCGCAUCUUUGUGGUCCUCUCUGGAAUGCUACUUGCUUUCACCCUGGGCGGAGUCCUGUUCCUCCACCAACAAAGAAAACAUGGAUCAAGUAAGAGACAAAAUACAGACAAAGGAGAAAACCCAGUGGAGCCUGCAGAGCCCUGUGCUUACAGCUGCCCCAGAGAGGAGGAAGGCGGAGCCAUUCCCAUCCAGGAGGAUUACCGCAAACCGGAGCCCACUGCCUACCCCUGAGCCAACCAGGGUGAGGGUGCGGGGUCAUGCCAUAAAGCCCUAGCUUCCACUCCAGCCCAUCUGGCCAUUCAGAGGGAACUAGACCUGGCACCCCAACUUCAAUACCAUCCUCUCAUCAGGACCCUUUCCUGUGUACAGACUUGAAAAAGUGGGUUUAUGGGACUGGCAAUGACGAGGACAAGUGGGAAUGAGCUGGAGGUGGGAAGCAGGAGCCAGCUUCUCUGGGCUGCAAGAGGGGUGGGGUUCUGGCUGUAAAACACACUUCCGGCUACAAAAACCCCACAUAUUGUAUCGCUGACCUAAAAAUCAGCAAAAUAAAGUGACAGAUUACCACACACUGCAGAUGUCUGGCUCUUUGAAAUUCCAGU
This is a messenger RNA of Loxodonta africana (African savanna elephant), 1447 nucleotides long. RefSeq names its product CD27 molecule (gene CD27). NCBI's taxonomy places the organism in Eukaryota, Metazoa, Chordata, Mammalia, Proboscidea, Elephantidae. Bases 279 to 1079 code for a protein of 266 amino acids. The transcript is spliced from 6 exons. Gene Ontology annotation, cellular component: external side of plasma membrane. Gene Ontology annotation, biological process: positive regulation of B cell differentiation; positive regulation of T cell differentiation; negative regulation of apoptotic process. Gene Ontology annotation, molecular function: protein binding; transmembrane signaling receptor activity. The record is from RefSeq and is a predicted model, not a curated record.